This is a messenger RNA of Ciona intestinalis (vase tunicate), 2046 nucleotides long. Lineage: Eukaryota; Metazoa; Chordata; Ascidiacea; Phlebobranchia; Cionidae. The record is from RefSeq and is a predicted model, not a curated record.
CCCAAAAGAAUUCUCUUAAAAUUCGCCAGGGUAACACAGCAUGACUAAAAGUACUUAAGGUGUAUAAGACUGCUUAAUGAAUCUUAUAUGCAUAAGAAGAAUAGACCGAUUUUAAAUGAAGACUAUAUGCUGUAUAAUUUGUAUAUACAAUGCAGUAUAAAAAUGCAAAGCAAACUAUGGAUAUUAAUUUUAUUUUACAUUCAGUAGAUUUAGACGUUUUAUAGCAUUAAAAUUAGGAUCGUAAAAAUGUGCUAUAAAAUAUGUUUCCAGUUAUACGAUAUAGUCGUAGUUUUAUUAAGUACUUUGUUUUAUUACCAAUUCAACAGAGACAGUUGUUUUAUGAGUUUUAUAAAGCUAAAUGGUUUAAACAUUGUUUAGUCGAAGGAAAAUGCUUGCAAAAUAGAUUGAACACUAUAUAUUCUGUUCCAGUAAGACUUCGCAUAAAACAUAUUUGUAGUAUACUGUUCACUUUUAAGACUGGUCAAUAAAAGUUGCCCACUUUUGAGACUGGUCAACCGAAACAAAACAGCUUUCAAAACCUGGACCUAAACAUCAAGACAAUGAACUAUACGCUGCUACGGUUUAAGAAAAAUAUUUUGAUGUUUUUUUUCUUUUUUUAACAAAAAUAAGGGCUGUUCAAAAAGUCGCAAAAUCCGUUUUUUCUCCUCGCAUUAUUAACAUAACAGAAUUGUUAUUUAUUUCUUCGGGUACAGUAGUGAAGAUCAGGUUAACCAAACUAGAAAGAAAUAAGAAUUAUACAAGCUUUAUUUAUUAUUUCCUGUAUUAUACGUCCACAGGUUCAAUAGUUUGCAGAAACGUUUAAAAAUGAGUUUCAAACAAAAGAGCAUGUUCAUGUUUUGUUUCGGUUUCAUGGUGGGCGCAUUCGCGUCUUAUUUUCCUUGCUUAUCACAAGUUUUGUUUCUUAAACGAGCAAACCUAAGAGACACAACUCCUCUUACAACCGUUGCCAUGACUGAGCCACCACAAGUACAGGACUCACAAGUACAAGAGUCGCAAGAAUUUAUGUCUCUGAUGAAAUCCAUACAAAAAGAACGUAAAGAAACAUUACAAAGAGCUUGCACAAACCUAGAGAAAAACUGCAAGGGCACGGGGACCACACAUUUUCAAAGGGCUUUCUUUUCGAAACGAUAUCAGCUUGCAGCAUGCGACAUAUAUAAGAGUGGGAGUACAACAAUGAUGCAUUCUAUAUUAAAAAUGAAUGGUGUGGCUUGGGAAAGUUUAAACUUCCGAGGGAUGAUGGACGCAUCGGCGAAAAUUCGUUUUAGCUCAAUAACUGACAAUGAGGAAAAAACUGCAAUGUGGAAUGCCUAUACUAAGAUCAUUCUUGUACGACAUCCAUUUGAAAGAUUUGUGUCAGGAUAUACGAACAAGCUUAUUCCGUCGGGAGUUGGGUUUGGGGGUUACUACAAGGAACUAUCACCUCAACUGAAUAAAGAAUAUCGUCACCUUAGAUCGGAUGUGAGCAAACGCAACGCUACCGAACCUAAACACGCAACGUUUGAAGAUUUUCUUAAUUAUUUGCUAACAACAAAAGAAAGACCAAUGGACGGCCACUGGGCGGAUUAUGUGCAGCUUUGUGAGCCUUGUGCGCAUGGUUAUGACGUCAUAAUGAAGAUGGACACACUGGAAAAUGACGUACGUUACGUGACGUCACUGCUGAACCUAACUGCCGAACACAGCAAAGAUUUUUUUAAAAAUCAAAUCGGUCGUUCUACAAAAAGCAACAAAACCAUGGAAUAUUUUGAAACGAUCCCGAAAGAGUUGGCGAACAGACUCUAUGAAAACAGACGGCGGGAUUUCGAAAUGUUUGGAUAUAGAAAACCAGAAUGGAUAUGUUGAUUCCAUCUGACCGUAAAAAAAAACAAAUUAAACGUAAGCCUGUAACUGGUAUAACCAAUCUAUCGAGUAGCUCAUAUAUGCUUUAUAUUUGUAGGUCUUUGUAAAGGUAUUAGUAAUGAAAUUAGGUUUAAAAUAGUUUUGUAUGUUUUGUAUUUUAUAAUGUGAUGAAUUACCGGUUAUUUUUAA